Messenger RNA from Callorhinchus milii (elephant shark), 99 nucleotides. Its product is annotated as lysine-rich arabinogalactan protein 19-like. The annotation marks the transcript as partial. The record is from RefSeq and is a predicted model, not a curated record. The transcript has 2 exons. NCBI's taxonomy places the organism in Eukaryota, Metazoa, Chordata, Chondrichthyes, Chimaeriformes, Callorhinchidae.
CCCCCCAGCCCUGCAGCCCCCCCCCCCAGCCCUGCAGCCCCCCCCCCCAGCCCUAGCCCCCCCCCCAGCCCUGCAGCCCCCCCCCCAGCCCUGCAGCCC